UAGUGAAAUGAGAAGGUUUUAAAGAGGUUAAAAAGGGCUAAAAAAUAGUACUAUGGUAUGGUUUUUUUCCGGGAAAAAAACGUCAACAGAACGGCCAGAAGGAGAAAAAGAAAAGUCAUCAAUGGAUAUGGUUUAUUCGGUGGAAGAAGCACCGGAAAUAUUUUAUAAAGAAUCUAUGGAUCCAUCUAGAUUACAUCCACUUGCGGGUCUUGGGAAAACGCUGGAUUAUUUUUCAUUAGAAGAUGGAAAAUUGACGAAUCUUCCAGGAGGGAAAACAGCGUUUCCUAGCCGUGGAUGGAGUGAUGAUCUUACAUAUGGAACGGGAACAGUAUAUUUAUCUGCACUUGGUAUUGGUGGUAUAUGGGGGGUUUUUGAAGGAAUAUUUAGGGCAUCUAAAGCUAUUUCGAUGCGUGUUAAGGUUAAUAGUAUUCUUAAUGCUAUGACGCGUAGGGGGCCUCUUCUUGGGAAUUCUGCAGGGGUAAUUGCUCUUGGUUAUAAUGCAGCUAAUUCUACGCUUGGAUAUUAUAGAGGAAAACAUGAUGAUUUGAAUUCUAUUAUUAGUGGAGGAUUAGCAGGUGCAGUUUAUAAAAGUACAAGAGGUAUUAAAAGCAUUGUUAUUGUUAGUGGUAUUUGUUCCGGAAUAGCUGGGAUAUGGUGUUUUUCAAAACGACUUUUUAUUUAGUUUUUUGAUAUAUAUAUAUACAUAAAAAAGACCUUUUGUUGUUAG
Pneumocystis carinii B80 is the source of this 727-nucleotide messenger RNA. RefSeq lists its product as hypothetical. Gene Ontology annotation, molecular function: transmembrane protein transporter activity. The transcript has 3 exons. Bases 53 to 682 code for a protein of 209 amino acids. Lineage: Eukaryota; Fungi; Ascomycota; Pneumocystomycetes; Pneumocystales; Pneumocystaceae. Gene Ontology annotation, biological process: protein import into mitochondrial matrix. The record is from RefSeq and is a predicted model, not a curated record. Gene Ontology annotation, cellular component: TIM23 mitochondrial import inner membrane translocase complex; mitochondrial inner membrane.